AUGGUAAUUGGUGCCGGUAAUCAUAAUGAGACGAACGGUGGUGCUCGACCUCUCAGCACGGUUCAGGCAGGGGCGCGGUCACGAUCCAAAUCGGGCCCUGCAUCUCCACUGAGGAACUUUUCGGAGCCUGCUCCUCCAGAUAGGACGCAAGAAGGCAUUCUCGUCCACAAUCUCUCUCCCGAAAAGAUUUCCAAGUUGCUGUUGUCCCCUGUGGACCAGCAUUUCGUACGACGGUGCUCGGAGCCACCCCAGUGUAUAGAUCAAUCCGCUCCGUUGAAAAUUCAGGCCUCCAAGGGGGACUACAAGACUUCGGUUGUCGGCGUGUCGCCGCUGAGUUCAUAUAGUCGGCUCCCAACUCGCCCGCAAGAGUGGAAGAACAAGACAGAGAAAAAGAGAGGGAAACAGCUCAAACCGGCCCUCUCUGCUCCAGGAGCUGUGCCGUGGAAUACAAGCGUUCUGAUCGAGCCGUGGGAGCGCAAGCAGAGAGAGCGAGCCUACGAGAUACCAAUUUCCCCUCCGUUACGUAAAAACAGUUUUCUUCCGGAGUCGUACACAACUCCGCAAGUGAGCGAGCAGCAGCAUCAAGCGGAGCGAUGCGCUUCUGAAGAACCGAGCGCAUCUGCAGUCUCUCACGUCGAGUCCGUCCCUGAGAUGCAGUAUUGA
Besnoitia besnoiti is the source of this 663-nucleotide messenger RNA. RefSeq lists its product as uncharacterized. Bases 1 to 663 code for a protein of 220 amino acids. NCBI's taxonomy places the organism in Eukaryota, Apicomplexa, Conoidasida, Eucoccidiorida, Sarcocystidae. The transcript has a single exon. The record is from RefSeq and is a predicted model, not a curated record.